Molecule: messenger RNA, 7825 nt
Organism: Alligator sinensis (Chinese alligator)
Lineage: Eukaryota; Metazoa; Chordata; Crocodylia; Alligatoridae
Gene: CDC42BPA
Product: CDC42 binding protein kinase alpha
Exons: 37
Coding region: 712-5709 (1665 amino acids)
Biological process (GO): peptidyl-threonine phosphorylation; actomyosin structure organization
Cellular component (GO): cytoplasm; actomyosin; cytoskeleton
Molecular function (GO): protein serine/threonine kinase activity; ATP binding
Source: RefSeq, a predicted model, not a curated record
GCCGGCUGCGGGGGGCGAGCGUCGCUGCCCCGGAGGCGGCUUAACCGGACUGUGCCUCCGCCUUCUCCCGCCGGGGCGCGGCUCCCCGCGCUUACUACUCCCGCCCCGCUCCGCUCUGCUCCGCCAUGCCGCCGGGGGCUGCUCUGGCCGGGUGAUGCCGCCGGCCUGGGGCUGGUGAAUGGAGGAAGAGGAGGAGGAGCAGCCCUCUGCCCAGCCAUCCCCGCCGCCGCCGGGCACCUCGGCCCGCGCCUCGCCGUCCUCGGGACGAGAAUGAGGACCCAGCGUCGGAGCCGACUCGCUUCCUCCCCCAUUUAAACCCAUAAGACGUUAUUAUAUCUCGCUCUAUAUUUUUCAUUUUAAUUUUUUUUGUAGGGUGGCUAUUUUCUCGGUCUCUGCCAUUGUGUGCGUCUCCUGGCUGUGUGGGAGGGAGGUGUGUGUGUGUGUGCGCGCGUGCAACUGGGCAAGGAUGCCGUGUCCAGCGUGAGGUGGAGCCCCGAGGUGGCUUGUGCUUUCAGCACCCGCCAGGCUGCACUGACCUUUGCCGGAGAGAGGGACGGCGACGCAAGCCUGGUGCCUAUUCUUCAUUAUUUGAAAGAGACUUUUAAGAGUUAAGGGUUUCGGGGGGUUUUGUGGGUGUUUUUUUUUUUUUUUUUUUUGGUUUUUUUGGAAAGUCACCUUCCUCAUUUAAAAAAAAAAGGAACCCCCCCCCCCAUGCAAACUGAAUCAAUCAUGUCUGGAGAGGUGCGUUUGAGACAGUUGGAACAAUUUAUUUUGGAUGGGCCGACGCAGACCCAGGGGCAAUGCUUCAGUGUGGAAACCUUGCUGGAUAUACUCAUCUGCCUGUACGACGAAUGUAAUAAUUCCCCGCUGAGGAGAGAGAAGAAUAUUCUUGAGUAUCUAGAAUGGGCCAAACCUUUUACAUCUAAGGUGAAACAGAUGCGACUACAUAAAGAAGAUUUUGAAAUCUUGAAGGUGAUUGGCCGAGGAGCCUUUGGGGAGAAGAAAAUGAACCCUGCAUUGGAGACUGACCCCUUUAGAGAGCUAUGCAACCAACAGGUUGCAGUAGUAAAACUGAAAAAUGCAGAUAAGGUUUUUGCAAUGAAAAUACUAAAUAAAUGGGAGAUGCUGAAGAGAGCUGAGACGGCCUGUUUCCGAGAAGAGAGGGAUGUACUAGUGAAUGGAGACAACCAGUGGAUCACAACGUUGCACUAUGCUUUCCAGGAUGAAAAUUAUUUAUACCUGGUUAUGGAUUAUUAUGUUGGUGGAGAUCUGCUCACCCUGCUCAGCAAGUUUGAGGACAGGUUACCUGAAGAUAUGGCUCGUUUUUAUUUGGCUGAAAUGGUGAUAGCGAUUGAUUCCGUACAUCAGUUACAUUAUGUUCACAGGGAUAUUAAACCAGAUAACAUCUUGAUGGAUAUGAAUGGACAUAUUCGGCUAGCAGAUUUUGGUUCUUGUCUGAAACUCAUGGAAGAUGGAACGGUCCAAUCUUCAGUAGCAGUUGGAACCCCAGACUAUAUCUCUCCAGAAAUCCUGCAGGCCAUGGAAGAUGGAAAAGGGAAGUAUGGACCUGAAUGUGACUGGUGGUCCCUAGGCGUUUGCAUGUAUGAAAUGCUUUAUGGAGAAACUCCAUUUUACGCAGAGUCCUUGGUGGAGACCUAUGGGAAAAUAAUGAACCACAAAGAGAGAUUUCAGUUUCCUGCACAAGUAACAGAUGUCUCAGAAAAUGCAAAGGACCUCAUCCGAAGGCUCAUUUGCAGUAGGGAGCAUCGACUUGGGCAAAAUGGGAUUGAGGACUUUAAGAACCAUCCAUUUUUUGCCGGGAUUGACUGGGAUAACAUUCGGAACUGUGAAGCACCUUACAUCCCAGAAGUCAGCAGUCCAACUGAUACAUCAAACUUUGAUGUGGAUGAUGAUUGCUUAAAAAACUCUGAAACGAUGCCUCCUCCAUCACACACUGCAUUUUCUGGUCAUCAUUUACCUUUUGUGGGUUUCACUUAUACAAGUAGCUGUGUGCUCUCAGACCGCAGUUGUCUAAGACUUUCAGCUGGACCACCCUCUAUGGAUCUUGAUGCCAAUAUUCAGAGGACCUUGGAGGACAGCCUAGCAACAGAAGCCUAUGAGAGGAGAAUAAGGCGACUAGAACAAGAAAAACUUGAACUUAGUAGAAAACUACAAGAGUCAACACAGACAGUCCAGGCUCUACAGUAUUCAACUGUGGAUGGUCCAAUAACAGCAAGCAAAGAUCUAGAAAUUAAAAGCUUAAAAGAAGAAAUUGAAAAGCUAAGAAAGCAGGUAACAGAUUCUGGACAGCUGGAACAGCAACUAGUGGAAGCCAGUUCUGCACGACGAGAAUUAGAUGAUGCUUCCAGGCAAAUUAAGGCUUUUGAGAAACAAAUCAGAGGCCUGAAGCAAGAGAGAGAGGACCUUAAUAAGGAACUGACAGAGUCUAGUGAGAGACUAAAAUCCCAAGCCAAAGAGCUGAAAGAUGCACAUAGCCAGCGGAAACUGGCUAUGCAGGAGUUCUCAGAGAUGAAUGAGCGGCUGACAGACUUGCACUCCCAAAAACAGAAACUUACCCGCCAGCUCCGAGAUAAGGAGGAAGAGAUGGAAGUGGUGAUGCAAAAGGUGGAAAAUUUAAGGCAGGAGUUGCGCAGAACAGAAAGAAUAAAAAAAGAACUGGAAGUUCAAACUGAAGCUGCAGCUGCUGAGGCAUCUAAGGACAGGAAAUUGCGUGAGCGAAGUGAGCAGUACUGUAAGCAGCUGGAGAGUGAACUAGAAGGACUAAAGCAAAAGCAAAUUGGUCGCUCACCAGGGGUCAGCAGCACAGAACAUCAGCAAGAGAUCACUAAAUUAAAGGCCGACUUGGAAAAGAAAAGUGUUUUCUAUGAAGAGGAACUAUCCAAACGAGAACUAAUGCAUGCUAAUGAAAUCAAAAACUUGAAGAAAGAACUGCGGGAUGCAGAGAGCCAGCAGCUCGCCCUCAAGAAAGAGAUUAUGAUCUUGAAAGACAAAUUAGAAAAGACCAGGAGAGAGAGCCAAAGUGAAAGAGAGGAGUUUGAAGCAGAAUUCAAACAGAAGUAUGAACGCGAGAAAAUUCUAUUAAUGGAGGAAAACAAAAAGCUCUCAAAUGAGCUAGAUAAGCUCACCACCAUGUUUGAGAGGCUAAGUAUGAACAACCGACAGCUGGAGGAAGAGAUGAGAGACCUGGCAGACAAAAAGGAAUCUGUGGCACAUUGGGAAGCCCAGAUUACUGAGAUCAUCCAGUGGGUAAGUGAUGAAAAAGAUGCCAGAGGGUAUCUCCAAGCUUUAGCAUCCAAAAUGACAGAAGAAUUAGAGGCCUUGAAGAACUCGAGCUUGGGUGCAAGAGCAACAGACAUGCCCUGGAAGAUGCGCCGCUUCGCAAAACUAGAUAUGUCAGCAAGGUUGGAACUGCAGUCAGCUCUUGAUGCAGAAAUCCGAGCCAAACAGGCCAUUCAAGAAGAGUUGAAUAAAGUUAAAGCUUCCAGUAUUUCUACAGAAUGCAAACUGCAAGAAUCAGAGAAGAAGAACUUGGAGCUACUAGGAGAAAUUGAAAAACUGAAAAAGGAAACGGAAGACCUUAGAUCAGAAAAGGGUGUAAAGCACCAAGACUCACAGAAUUCUUUCUUGGCAUUUUUGAAUGCGCCUACCUCUGCUCUGGAUCAAUUUGAACGCUCUCCUUCCUGUAUUCCAGCUAACAAAGGCAGACGUAUUGAUUCAGUUGAGAACUUCACGUUAUCUAACACGCCUUCACGGGAUGAAGAUAUCAAGUCUCACCUCCAUUCGAGAUCUAGGUCUCCUUCCACAGCUAGUGACAUUGAACCAAUUGAGGUCACAGAUCAUCCUCCACGUUCAGUUCACACGUCAACCAUGAGGACAGCGUAUAUUGGUUCAGGACUCUCAGCACCAAAGCCUAAGGCCCAUCAGUUUGUAGUGAAAUCUUUUAAUACACCUACAAAAUGCAAUCAGUGCACAUCUCUGAUGGUUGGUUUGAUAAGACAGGGCUGCACCUGUGAAGUUUGUGGAUUUUCAUGCCAUGUGACCUGUGCAGACAAGGCCCCAGCAGUGUGCCCAAUUCCACCUGAACAGACCAAGGGUCCUCUGGGAAUAGACCCACAGAAAGGUAUAGGGACUGCAUAUGAAGGUCAUGUCCGAGUUCCUAAGCCAGCUGGAGUUAAGAAAGGUUGGCAGAGGGCUCUGGCUGUGGUCUGUGAUUUCAAACUCUUCCUGUAUGAUGUAGCAGAAGGAAAAGCAUCCCAGCCCAGCGUGGUAGUGAGUCAGGUUAUUGACAUGAGGGAUGAAGAAUUCUCAGUGAGUUCUGUCUUGGCCUCUGAUGUCAUCCAUGCAAAUCGAAAAGAUAUCCCGUGUAUUUUUAGAGUUACAGCUUCCCAGCUCUCUGCAUCCAGUAAUAAGUGCUCGAUCCUGAUUCUCGCAGACAGUGAGAAUGAAAAGAGCAAGUGGGUAGGGGUGCUGAACGAAUUGCAUAGGAUUCUGAAGAAGAACAAGCUGAAGGAUCGGUCAGUCUAUGUUCCCAAAGAGGCUUAUGAUAGCACCCUACCCCUCAUCAAAACAACCCAGUCAGCAGCAAUCAUAGAUCAUGAAAGAAUUGCUCUGGGGAAUGAAGAAGGGUUAUUUGUUGUUCACAUCACCAAAGAUGAGAUUAUUCGUGUUGGUGACAAUAAGAAAGUUCAUCAGAUCGAGCUCAUCCCAAACGAACAGCUCAUUGCGGUGAUCUCAGGACGAAACCGUCAUGUACGGCUUUUUCCUAUAGCAGCUUUGGAUGGAAGAGAGACUGAGUUUUAUAAGCUGGCAGAAACAAAAGGUUGCCAGACAAUAGUUUCCGGACAAGUGCGCCAUGGAGCCCUUACUUGCCUGUGUGUGGCUAUGAAAAGACAAGUCCUCUGUUAUGAACUAAAUCAGAGUAAGACACGUCACAAAAAAAUUAAGGAGAUCCAAGUCCAGGGAAACGUCCAGUGGAUGUCGAUCUUCAGUGAGAGGCUGUGUGUGGGUUACCAGUCUGGAUUCCUCAAAUAUCCCUUGCACGGAGAAGGGAACCCAUAUAGUUUGCUCCACCCAGAUGACCACACACUAUCAUUUAUCUCACAGCAGCCAACUGAUGCCAUCUGUGCAGUCGAAAUAUCAAAUAAAGAAUAUCUGCUGUGUUUUAGCAGCGUAGGGGUUUAUGUUGACUGCCAGGGUCGAAGAUCUAGACAACAGGAAUUGAUGUGGCCUGCAACUCCAUCCUCUUGCUGUUAUAAUGCACCAUACCUCUCAGUGUACAGUGAAAAUGCAGUUGAUAUCUUUGACGUGAACUCCAUGGAAUGGAUUCAGACUGUUCCACUCAAGAAGGUACGACCUUUGAAUACAGAAGGAUCACUAAACCUCUUAGGACUGGAGACAAUUAGAUUAAUAUAUUUCAAAAAUAAAAUGGCAGAGGGAGAUGAAUUGGUCGUUCCUGAGACAUCAGAUAAUAGCCGAAAACAAAUGGUUCGAAACAUCAAUAAUAAGCGUCGUUAUUCAUUCAGAGUACCAGAGGAGGAGAGGAUGCAGCAGAGGAGGGAGAUGCUACGAGAUCCUGAAAUGAGAAAUAAAUUAAUUUCUAACCCAACUAAUUUUAACCACAUAGCACACAUGGGUCCAGGAGAUGGUAUACAGAUCCUCAAAGACCUGCCUAUGCCUGUCACCAAUUAAACACACAUGAACUUGUCCCGGCAGUUCAGUUCAUUUUCUGGCCCUCAUAUCCUUUGAAGCCCCUUUAUCAUGGAAGCUUGUAGUGAAGAUCUGAAUUCUGGAAUUCUACUUCCUGCAGCACGUAUCAGCUGUCUACUUCAGAUAUGCAGAAUUGAUUUGUGCUCCCAUGCUCUGUAUGCCUGAAUAUUUUACUUAUAAAAUCUAGUUCAUUGUACCUCAAUUCCACUCCAUUUUACAGGUAUCAUUAUAGUUCAGUAAGAGACAGAUUAUUUGUAAAGUUUUAUCUGUUUCAGUAAAAGGCAUUCAAAGUAAUUAAUAUCACACAUAUUUAGUAUUUCUUACUUCCAGCGUAAACCUCACUUAUGUGUCAGAUGGCAGAAUAUUAUCAUUCAAUCCUCGGUUUCACAAUGUGUCACUAUAACCCAACUUUCUCCUAUUAAUGGGAACUGGAUAAAUAUUUCUGUGGUCAGGAGCUGGUUUACUGUCCACUUCAAAGCUUGUAGUAUCAGGACAGGUUUGUUUUUUUUUCCUUAUUGGCAUUUAGCAACAUGACUUGAUUUUGCAGCAGGCUCUCAGUGUUGUGCUAAUGGAGAAGCCAUUCCCACUUUCCUGUUUGGAAAAGUAUCUUCCUUGCUUAUUGAUGACUGUACUGAUAUUCUAGAUACAGCUAACCUUAUUAAUAGCAAUGAAUAUAUAUUAUAUACUGUAUGCUGUAAAUCUAUGUUUCAUUGACAUGCAAUGCUUCAUAACACCAAUACAUUAAAAAAAGUAAAAGAAAACAAAAACCCUAUUGGGAUUUUACCAGCUCAGACUGAGGGAACAGUGCAGAACAGUAAUAACUCUAGCUUAAUCCCAGAGGUAAUGUGUAUGGGAAUGCCAUUUGAUGCUCUUCCCAAACUUCCAUAAAUUCCUUAUGUGACGAAUAGUGCCUUAGGUUUACCAGAGGGAUAUUGAUUUUCAGCCUUUUUGUACCAUAUUGCCAGCAUUGCUCAGACAUUUUUUCCCCAAAAGAUGAAGAGAGCAGUUGAACAAAAGGAAGCAAAAAGGGUUAUUGAGUAGGAAAAGCUGGCCUACUUUCCCAGUGGCCAUUAUCCUACCUAUCCAAAAACAGAGCAGCCUACUGGGUAUGUAAAGGUAGGAUCCCUCCACAGAGGGAGGAAAAAUGAGACUUAGCAAGUUAUUCAGAUACAUCUUGUGGAUUUAGGCAGCUUUGAAUGAUAAAAGUGGGACCUAGGCAUUGUGCUGUCAGCACAUUCUGUGGAGACUGAUUAGAAGGCGAUUUUUGUUUAAUUAGUAGGUUCAGCUCUUUUCCCAUCCUUUGUUUUGGGAGCACAGCACCCAGCAGGUUACUGAGCUGAAGUACAAGGCUAGCCUCACCCACUGGGAAUGCAAUUCACUGCUGUGCAGACCACAUGAGGUCUCUGCACUACUGAAGUCCUGUAGGGUCUUUAGUGGGACAUAGGCAUUAUGCUGUGCCCUUCCCUACAGGUAAGCUCGACCCCACUUGUGUGACACUAAGCAGUUCGCUUUCCUGCCUGAGCUCCAUUUCCCCAGACACUAUGUUCCCUCGCAUUCUCAGUAUCUACUAUAUCCAUAUGUUUAUGGAUAUUUAUAAAAGUGGCCACCCCUUAAUGCAUGCAUAGCAAAAGGAAGUGUCAUGCUCUUUCACUUUCACCGUUGUGCCUCUAUCUUUACUCCCUUCCUUAUCAUCUCAUCCACGUUCACCUUGCCUUGCUUGUGUCUCAUUUAGAUUGUAAGCUCCUCGAAGCAGGGAAUUGAUGCUUUUUGUUUGUCUGUAAAAAGUCAUACACAACUAUGGUGCUGUUUGAAAUAUAAAUGACAAUAAACACUAGAAUCCAUUCUGGAGAGUUACAAGUUUGAUUUAUUGUAAGUUGCUAGCAACAGUAAGGGUGACAGGUACCUGUGAUACAGUCGAAAGAGAUUGAUAGGGGAAAGGUGGGGUGCUGACCUGGGGGAUCUGCCUACUUGUGUACAGGCAGGGAUUAUUUGGGAAUUUGAUCCUGUUCUUCGCAUGUUCCUGCAGAUUGUUUGUUAGUAAUUUCACAUUACCUGUGUAACCAUGAAACCAUCCUUCACUGCCUCUUUUUUUCUCUCU